CAGACAGACACAGAAACAGACGCAGGCAGACCGACAACCACAGACGCGCGCGUGUGGCAGGCCAGGCCAGCAGCCCCACUCACCGCCUCGCCUCCCUCCUAUCUAUCCUCCUAGAAAGAAAGAAGCUAACUAAUUCGGCAUGCCUUUGGGUGCAUGUGUGCAUUGAUUGCAUUGCUUCAGCUGCAGACAGACAGAGCAAUGACUGGAUGGGAUGGAGUGGGGGUGGAGUGUGGGGAUGGAUGCGUGGGCAUUGCAUGCGAUGCGAUGCGUUCGAUGAAUGAUUCGUGCCUGGAUGGAUUGAUGGAUGGUAGGUGAUGUGCUCUAGUGACUGGGGCACGGGCGAGGCCGAGAGGGCGGAGGAGCGACCAACAAGAGAGAGGGGUUUUAAGCCGGCUGAUAGACACCAGACGUGUGUGUGUGUGUGUGUGUGUGCGUGUGCGUGUGUGUGCAUGUUCGGUGGCGGUGGACGGACCUUCGUGUGUCUUGUGUGUCAAUACGAGCCACAGGUAGUCGAGAGUGAGUGACAUUGACACACGAGCCACAGGUAGUCGAGAGUGAGUGACAUCUCACACACACCCGUGUGCAUUCCUCCCGUCUGGUUCGUAUGGAGGUAUGCACACAACACACACACACACAUGCACACACACACACAUGCAAUUCACUCACCACACUCACAUAACAUGCAGACACGCACACACAUCAUGAUGCCCAUCCGUCCACAGACAGACAGACGGAGGAAGGCAAAAAUGCCUGCAAUGCAUCGUCAUUGUUUUGUUUGGAUGGUUCCAUCCAUCCAUCCAUUCGUCCGUCCAUUCCACUGCCGGCCAGGUCAGGUAGGUCUCGGUGUGUGUCCCCCUCCGCCCUGAAUGACUGCUCACCCAGGCAUACUGAUCCAAGUGAGCAGUCGUCCACCACCGAGAAGUUAACAAGCCGAGACCGACUUGGCUAUCGCGCAUCGCAUCAAAGGGCUCACCCGACACAACACAUGCAUUGCAUCCAUCUGUCUCAGUCAGUGUUCCGCAGCCAAUGUGUUUGCACAUCAGUCAGAAGUAUGUGUGUGUGUGUAUCCUAUCCGCUGUGGUGCGUUUAUGCCUUCAAAUGCACCACAAAGGUCAGGCGCCCACAUGCACUCACACCCCCACACUCACAGAGAAUGCCACUCCAUUCCCAGAAAGCACCCCACCCCCCGCAUGCCCGGAUGAAUAAAGCACCCACCCAUCGCCACACACACAGGUACAUAUAUAAAGCAGUUACUGAACACACCGCCCACUCGCCCCCACGCACCCCUCCAUCAACACAGAACAUGAUUCAGUCAAAAGUAUGUCCUAAUCGCCAAUCGAACGAACGGCUAGACGACGGCGGCUAGACAACGUUCGGCCCCAGCAGCAGCGACCCGACGGCAAAGACGAGGAACAGAGUGCCGGCCGCCAGGGCGACGGCACGCUCGCUGAUCGAAGCCGCCAGCAUCUUUCCUCCGACCACAGCGAUGCCCGUGCAGAUGGCGUGGCCCAGACAGCCGCCCACCGUCACACCCACAGUCUCCUCCAACUUGGCACUGAAGCACACACACACACACAGACACAGACAGAAAGAGACAGACACAGAGGCCCAUGUGUGCAUGGAGGGUUGGGGGAGGGGAGAAAGGCUGAACUGCCUCUCACACGUGUCGUGUGAGUGUGGGGCAUGGCAUGCUUACGCGAGGGCUAUGGUGGUGAUCUGCGACCUAUCCCCCCACUCGGCGCAGAAGGUCAUCAUGAACGCCUGCAAAGCACAGAAUGGACAAACGGUAUCUCUCUCCCUCCAUCCAUACGCUUGCCACCACACCUGACCUGCCAGAAUGUCUUGUUGACGAUCCACGAGAGCCCCCACCUCUCCACCCAGGUCCCCCUCACGCGCCGCCGCAGCCGGCCAGGCACACCGCCCACACCUCCAAGACGCGAACUCGCCGUGGACGUGUGACGGACAAAAUCCAACGGAGGAGACGGCACAUAGCCGUACGUGGCACCCUGACCCUGACCAGCACCGUCAGUGUCUGUGUCAGUGUCAGUGUGUGCCGGCUCCUGCUGCUGCACAAGGGGCGUGUUGAGAUCGGGUGGUGGUGCUGCUGCUGUGGGGGGGAGCUGAUUGCUGUGGUCAUGCUGGGAGGUGGAGGUGGAGGUGGGCGGGGAGGCGUGUGAGCUGCCCUCGUCCGCGAUGGAGCUGAAGGGCCGGUCGAGAGCGUCAGAAGACUCCGCCGCCGUGCUCUGCUGCUGCGACCGCUGUGACUGCUGCGACCGCAUGUGAAGGUGGUGGUUGCUGUUGCUGUUGCCGACGCUGCUGCCGACGUGCUUGUCCUCCCCUCCCCCGCCCUCAUCCUCAUUGCUGUCCGGCAGAGCCGUCUCUGAAAAUGGCGAUGGCACAGCCGUGGAUGGCAGGGAGGGGUCGUACUUGGCGCGUGCCGUGUGUGUGGGGUGGCUGUGGCUGUGGCUGUGGUUGUGGGUUUGUGCGUGGGGCUCAGAGGGCUCUGGCCCUGACGGUUCGGAGGGCAGCAGCCGGAAGCCCUGGGGGAAGGAGGUGAUGGGCAUGGUCAUGUCGUUGCUGUGAUUGUUAUUGCUAAUGAGGUGGUGGUCGGAUAGGGGGGUGGCGUCCUCUGAGGCUGCGUCGAGGUUCAUCUCCUGUUCGAGCUCGCGGAUCUCCUCCUCCGGCUCCUCUGCACAUAUCACAACACACACGACCAUCACAUCAGUAUGCCCGUGGAGUGGAAGAUGUGUUGAGCUGCCAGUCCCCCCCCCUUCUCCUCUCUCUCUGUGUGUGUGUGUAUGUGUGUGUGUGUGGUUGGUGACCACACUGACCAAAGGUGUUCAUGCAGGCGUCGUAAAAAGACUUGACGGCGAAGACGAAGAAGAGGACAAUGGCGGCAUAGUGCGUCCAUAUCUUAGGCAGUAGUGUCGGCAGCAGCUUCCCCAGCAGCGCCGACAGCAACGUCAUCAGCGCCAGACACGCAAAUGCCGCCCAGAACACGACUGCAUCACAUGUGUGUGGCGGUGAUAGGGGGGAGGGAACGAACACACACACACACACACACACACACACAGAAGCGUUGAUGAGGCGUGUGUGUGUGUGUGUCUUCCUUACUGAUGUGUGAUCCCCUCAUCGAAAGAAUGGCAGCGAUGAAGAAGGUCUUGUCGCCGAUCUCCUGCAUCCGACGCCAGCCACACCUUUGAUUCCCUCCCUGUGACAGCCCUGUGUGGCCCGAUUGCCCGACUGACUGACCGAGAAGAUGAUGUUUAAGAGGCUUGCAGCAAAUGCCGUCCAGAAGCCCGCAUGCGACUGCUGCCCCUCCCCCGCCGAGGACGCCAUGCCCUCAAACACGCCCUGGAUCUGAUUCCACGCGGAGUCGACAAGGGAAGGAUGCAGCCCCGCUGCCGGCGUCGACGCAUUGCCGUCAUCAUGAUGAAGGCCCUGCGCGACACGCGCCACGUCACACGCACACACGCGUGUGCCAGAUCAGUGCAUUGCAUGUGAUUUGCUGUGUGUAAGUGUUUGUGUGCCUGGCGGACCUUCAGGCCUCGGAGGAGCAGCGCCGCAUCGGAUGCCAGAUCUGCCGCAUCCUGCGCAUCCCCACUGGGGGCGGCGAUAAAGAUGAACACAAACGAAAGAAACACAGAGAGGCGAGAUAUAAGCAUGGCAGCCGCCACCGGUUCUGCCUCAAAGCCCUCGGCACUGGGGAACGCUCG
Vitrella brassicaformis is the source of this 3716-nucleotide messenger RNA. The record is from the annotation of a GenBank genome assembly. NCBI's taxonomy places the organism in Eukaryota, Vitrellaceae.